AUUGCCUGCGACACCAAGUGAUCUCUGAGUUCCCAGACGUGUUCCAGGGCAUCGGACGCACCAAGAACGAGUAUCACAUGGUUCUCAAGGAUGAUUGCCGUCCUGUGGUUCAGCCAGCACGUCGAGUGCCGCAUGCUCUCCGCGAGCCUCUGAAAGACGAACUGGACCGCAUGACCACUAGUGGCAUCAUCGCCAAAGUCCAAGAACCAACAGACUGGGUUUCGACGACAAAGGAAGGCUCAAGCGAUGAUGUGGAGCUUCAUGCAGCAACUGUCCUGUCUACGCUGGAGGAGCCUCUUCUGUUACGAGAGACGCCACUCCAACCUUGGGCGCGAAUCGGUGCAGACCUGUGCAUGUAUGCUGGGAAAUCAUACCUGGUUCUCUACGAUGCUUACUCAAACUUUCCCGAGGUCGCCGAACUACGAGAUACUACAUCAAAGACUGUGAUCGACGUCAUGGCAAGCAUGUUUUCUCGUCAUGGACUUCCUCUCGAGGUUUGUACAGACGGCGGUCCACAGUUCAUAGCUAGAGAUUUUACCGAGUUUGCAGCAAAAUACGACUUCAAACAUACGAAGAUGCAGAAAGUCCUGAGGCUCGAGUGCCAACGUUCGCUGUCUCCAGCCCAGAUACAUCAAGUCCCGGCAGAAGCCAGCAGGAUAAUAGCACAAGCACAAGUCAGCUGGAUAAUAGAAAUCAAGCGUGCCUACAAGGAAGUCUGCCUCUGA
Messenger RNA from Ixodes scapularis (black-legged tick), 725 nucleotides. RefSeq lists its product as uncharacterized. The record is from RefSeq and is a predicted model, not a curated record. Lineage: Eukaryota; Metazoa; Arthropoda; Arachnida; Ixodida; Ixodidae. Gene Ontology annotation, biological process: DNA integration. The coding region runs from base 78 to 725 and encodes 215 amino acids. The transcript is spliced from 5 exons. Gene Ontology annotation, molecular function: nucleic acid binding.